CAGUAACAUUGUUGCUGUGAACAAGUGCUCAUGUGUGUUAGUGUCAAUAAAAAGUUUUUCAUUAUUUGGUACGAUCAGAAAAUUCGGCAAUAUAAGCGGUUUACUUAGUUAUUGCACGCUGCGUCAGUUGGCGUCGCUGCUGAACAACAUGGAUAUCGAUGACGAUGACCAGGACGAGCACGCAAAUACCUCGAUCUACGACGAUUCUUUGGACUAUGGCUAUUUUAAUAUGGCACACGGAAUGCUCGUGGAAAUUACCGAGGAACUGCACAAAAAAUUUCCAGAUGAGAAAAUCAAAUUCUCAUUGGUGAACACCAUAUUUUUGGCGGCACGCAGCAGUCAGAUGAUGAGAUUUGUUGAGGCCCUAAACACGAUCAACUCGAAGGAAAUGCAAGUUCAUUUGGUUAAUACGAACUUUGAUCAGCCCGAUGGCCAAUCGCUAACGCCUCUCACCAUGGCCGCCAUGUCGGGCAAUGUGACGUUCGUUAAGACGCUGCUCUCUCAUUACGACGUGGACCUGGAACGGGAAUGCAAUGUCAUAUUCGAUGGGCUGGUGGUGUAUGGCGCCACAGCCUUGUGGGUAGCCGCUGGCAUGGGCCACUUGCAGAUUGUUAAGAUGCUGGUGCAGGCCGGCGCCUCCAUCAAUCACAACACCAAGGCGCAAUCCUCGCCGCUACGCGCUGCCUGCUACGAAGGUCGCUUGGACAUCGUGGAGUUUCUGCUGGAACAUGGCGCCGAUGUGAAUGCCACAAACUUGUUCAACAACAACACGCUGAUGAUAGCCGCCUACAAGGGUCAUCAUCUGGUUGUCAAUACGCUGCUGCAGAAUGGCUCGCGCCCCAACGACCAAGCGCUGUGUGGAGCCACAGCUCUGCACUAUGCUGCGGAGAGCGGCCAUCUGGAUGUGGUCAACGCUCUGCUCGAUCAUGGCGCCACGCUGCAGAAGAAUGAGGCAGGAAUAACUCCAGCACUGCAGGCUGCAGAGCGAUUGCAUGAGGAUGUAGUGGAGGCCUUCAUCCAGCGCCCUGGACUGAUGAGCAAAGAGGAGCAGAUCACUGCGCUGGAGCUGCUAGGCGCUACGUAUGCGAACGAUAAGACGAAGUAUGACGUGAAUCGCGCUUACAGCUAUUUAAUGCGUGCCAUGCAGAUGCGCUACAGCGAUCCGAGACACGUGAUUCGUAAGAAGGUGCAACAGCCGGUACCUGCAUAUGACAGCUGGUUCGAGACGGAGAACUUGCCCGAAUUGAAUGCCAUCAAGCUGAAUCAUCACUCCAUCCACAUGGAGUCGUUGGCCAUACGGGAGCGUGUGCUGGGAAAAAACAAUCCGGAAUUGCCACAAGCGAUUGUCUAUCGAGGCGCUGUAAUGGCAGAUCAGGGCCGAUUCGAGCAGUGUCAAGUGCUGUGGAACUAUGCCAUCGAUCUUCGCAUGCGCAACAAUGUCAGCGUGGAUCGCGAUUUGCUGCGUUUUGCGCAGCUCUUUGCGCAGAUUUUGCGUGUGGAGAACCAUCGCCUGACCCUGGACCAUGUGCUGCCCGUGUUGACCAAAUGCCAGCAGGAGAUUGAGAACAACAAGCUAAAGAUGCGGAACGAUAAGCCCAACACCUGCGUCAGUCUGCUGCAGGACCAGAACAAUCAGAACUGCAUCACAGCGUUGUAUUUAAUUAAGAUAGUCACUCAGCUAGCACGUCGCAAGAAGGAUCAGGACAUCAAUGAGGAUCACAUACAGCAGCUAUUCUUAGUGGUUCGUAAGUUUAUACAGAACGACACACGUCUGCAGGAUGGACAAACGCUGCUGCAUCUGGCCGUGAACGGUGUGACACCCAUAGACGAAUUCUACACCAACGAAAUGUGCAAAUUCCCCUGCUAUGCAACUGCUUUGGUUCUGGUGCACUGCGGCGCCUCUGUGGUGGCUGUGGAUGCGGCCAGGAAUACGCCGCUGCAUAUCCUAGUGACGAAGAUAAACAGCUCGCAGGAUCGCCAGGGCGAGAUGACGCGCAUAUUGCAGCUAUUCGUGGAGGCAGGCGCACAUUUGGAUGCGGUGAAUGCAGCGGGUCAAACAGCAGCUGCAGCCUGCAAGCUAGCCAACUUGGCCAACCUGCUGCAUGGCCAUCAGAACGCGCACACGACUCUGAAAUGCUUAGCGGCGCGCUGCAUUGCCAGCAACAGAAUAAGCUUCAAGGGCAUGAUACCCAAGCAGCUGGAGGCGUUUAUACAAAUGCAUAGCGUCCAUAAGGUGCUCUCAUAGAUGCA
This is a messenger RNA of Drosophila mojavensis, 2250 nucleotides long. It is a transcript of the gene Fem-1, whose product is annotated as protein fem-1 homolog B. Bases 149 to 2245 code for a protein of 698 amino acids. The record is from RefSeq and is a predicted model, not a curated record. Lineage: Eukaryota; Metazoa; Arthropoda; Insecta; Diptera; Drosophilidae. The transcript is spliced from 6 exons. Gene Ontology annotation, molecular function: protein binding.